Messenger RNA from Penaeus vannamei (Pacific white shrimp), 678 nucleotides. Lineage: Eukaryota; Metazoa; Arthropoda; Malacostraca; Decapoda; Penaeidae. The record is from RefSeq and is a predicted model, not a curated record.
AUGGCGCACAACAAAAUUUCCCUGAUAUCUGGGUUUCUGGAUUAUUUUGUGCUUCUGGAACAUGAUCAUUACUCUCUCAUUGAACAGCGAAAGCUCAGAAAGGAGCUCUUAUCACCACGGUUUCGUUUCAAUCCGAGAUGCACGGACGCUCCCUUUGGUUUAGAUUCAUCCUACUCCCGGUUUUAUCCCCGUUGGAAAGAAUACGAACGAUGGCAGGCUCGACUUCUAGACUACUAUGUUCCUGAAGGCCAAGUCCUUGAGGAAUGGGCAGAGUUGAUCUGCUUGGCCUCCCAACCUGGUGCCGCACUGGAACAACUGCACAUCUUUGUCCUUGCCCACAUCCUGCGACGACCAGUGAUUGUGUAUGGAGUAAAGUGUGUCAAGAGCUUUAGAGGAGAGGACUUGGGUUUUGCAAGAUUUGAGGGUGUGUACUUACCAUUGUUAUGGGAACCAUCAUUCUGUUGGAAGUCCCCUAUUGCACUUGGAUACACUCGUGGACAUUUCUGUGCCCUUGUGCCCAUGGAACCAGACUCUCCUGAGAACAUGGGAGCAGGAGCAAUCUUGGAUGCUGGGGAGUCACAGGUUGUCUUCUUGCCUUUAAUGACUCAAGAUGCCAAGCUUCUCCCUGUGCACUUCCUUACACAGGCUGAGAGUAGAGAAAAGAGUAUUUGUCAUUAG